Messenger RNA from Malus domestica (apple), 1482 nucleotides. RefSeq lists its product as uncharacterized. NCBI's taxonomy places the organism in Eukaryota, Viridiplantae, Streptophyta, Magnoliopsida, Rosales, Rosaceae. The record is from RefSeq and is a predicted model, not a curated record.
UGCACAUUGCACACUGAGGUUUCGGUGACCACUGACCGAAACAAUUUAUAAAUUACCGUAUAGAAAUUCGUCUAUUAAAAUAUUGUAAAUCGGCUGACGUAAAAUGCCAACCAAAAUCGCUUUUUCGUAGUUGAAGAGGAACAUCGCACAAACGGUGAUGGUGAAAAUGGCAUUUCGCACCAGUCGAACAAUACAGAACCGGAGCGCGCGCAACAGCGCGGGCCGUCUCAAUCACUCCGUCGAUGCGGGACUCUUAUCCGCCGUACAUCCAAACUUAGUCGAUCGCGAUGACGAAGAUUCUCAUGCGACGCUGAGUUCCGACUCGGACAGCUCCUCCGACUCCGAUGGCGAGUCGACGCGGUUGUCGGGACUCGAGGCGAGCUUCCGAGUCGUGUCCGAGUCGAUUCAGAGAAUGGAGCAAGCGGAGCUGGAGAUGGCCAAGGCAAGGGAGGCUCUGCGGCUGAAGGCGGAGAAGCAGCGGGUCGAGCUGGAGACCGAGUUGACACAGAUGCUGCUGCAGACUCAGUUGCAGAUCGCGUCGUUGGUUUCUCAGCGGCAGAGUCGUCCGAGUCGUAAAAGGAAGCGAGUCGAAGAAGACGAGCCGUCGUCGGAAGGAGCUUUGGGCUUGAGCCUCCUUCAAUGCAAUUUACUAUUUUAGUCAUUUCAUUGGUGCCAAUACGACUCUCGAACUGCAGAGGGCUGGCAAUUAUAGUCCGAGGAUGGAGUAGACGGAGUUGGAGAUUGCCAAGGCGAGCAGCGGUUUGAGCCGGAGCGCGAGUUGCCGAAGUUUCGAUUGAAGAUUGCAAGCGACUUGAACAAGAUAAGUCAUCCUUCAUGUCUUACGGCCAGGCCGAGUUCUUUGCAUUGGUUCAGUCAGUGACUUGGGGGAUCAAAUUUUGUAGAUGAAAUUUACUAUUUUAGUCAUUACAUUGGUUAUAUGCUAACUUGUCUGCUAAAAUUUGGAGCGCGUAUAAAAUUAUCAUGGAUAUAUAGCCUUUUAUAUGCCCAUAAAUAAGCAUAUCUAUGAAAUUAAUCAACUACGAGCCUGCGCUUCUCUGUGCUGGAGUCGGAAUUUUGGGGUGUUGGCUGUGCGGAACUGAGUAAACCCUUCUGUCGAUUCCUAGCACUCUCGAUGUAAUGAUGCAGAGGUGGAAGACGGCCUUGUUCUCCAUCUUUGGGUACUUGUCCUCGGAUUAUCUGUCAAAACCGUGAAGAUGAGCGUGCCAAAACUACGGUAAGAGAGAGCGAGAGGGAUAAGAAGAUGACGAUAUUCUUUACCUUUGAUGCCCACGACCGCUCAGCUUGUUGACAGACAUCUCUAAUAUCCCUUCCAGACAUUCUGAAAACAGGAGGACAAGAAAAAGCAUGAACUGAUAUUACAAUUUCAAAACUAUAGCAUUGUUAGAUUGAUAAGCUAAGGAACGAUAUAAUUGUACUCUGUAGCAUAUAAACAUAAAAUUAAAGUUCAUUGACCCAUAAAAA